AUGAAAAGACAUCGAAACUCAGGAUCCUCUUCUUCAUCAACACUCACCUCCUCCUCAUCAUCAUCAUCAACCACUCCGAAACCAUCCCAGAUACCUAAAACGAACCGAGAAAAAUUUACUCAACAAUUAAAAGAAGUAAAAAAGCGGAGAGGAACUUCAUCAAGUUUUAGUUCGAAACAAACAACCAUCGCCAAGCCUGGAGAUGUUGAUAAAAAGAAGAGAAGUGAAUUAGUGAAACAUUUUCAAGCAAAUUACAAUAAGAGAUAUGGAGUAAUUCAAUACCGAUCGUUGAAUAUUAAAAUUGAUGAAGAUUUAUUUGGGAAAUCAAUGGAGGAAAUUGAACAAGAAGGCUCCGAGGAGAGAAGACAAACAGUGGAAGCUUUAUAUUCUAUUUGGAAGCGGCAAUAUUUUGUUAGAGAGAUUAUUACAGACUAUACGAAAUCAAUUUGCAAUUUUUCAGGAGCUGGAUUUGAUGUACACAAUUUUCCAAAUUUGUCCAUUGAACUCAUUCACUACAUUCUUUGUGAAACGGAAAAGAAGAAAGGCAAUCUCAAAAAUAACAAGGUUGAUCAAAAUAAUAGAACCAUGUUUGGAAAUGUUAAUGACAUUGUCAAUAACUUUCAAUUGCCAGAAAUUUACAAUGAUAGAGGUGCAGAAGAUCUCACAUCGGCAAAACGUUUUCAUCUCAGUUUUGUUUCUGGAAAAACUGGAAAAGACAUUGCAAUUCUCAAAAUGAAAGCUGACGUACCUCAAGAUGAUAUCAAUGAAGAUUUGAAACGUAUUGUCACUCAUUCGUCCUUUGCCAUUUAUCGGGCUGUCUCAGUUUAUGAACUAUUUCAACAUCCUAGACUCUUUCAACAUUUCUACGACGAUUACGGCAACUACACAUGCAUAUUUUCAAUUCACGGCACAGCCUCUAGACACAAGUCACAUCCAGCAACAUCUUUUGUGAAACACAAAGCACAACUAUAUAGUGCUGUGAAAUCUCUUGCUCUCUCGAAUCAAGUCAUUGCCAAGCCAACAAGUAUUCCACAAAAUGUUGACAAGACAACAACAAGAUCCAAUUCAUCUCAACACUCUAAGGCAUCCAACACCACUUCUCAGACACUACACCAACAAACACCCUUCCUCAAAAUCAAAGAUCGACUCUCCAGCAAAAACAAAAACAAAAGAAAAAAUUCUUUACAAGCAUCACUCGACGAAAGAAGUGUUUCACACAACAAGACAUCCACACCUAAACAAAAAGACAAAAAGAAGAGAAAGAUGGAAAGUACCAUCAUCAUGAUGGAAGACGACUCGAACAACUCUCAUCCCAUCAGGAUUACUACUUCGGAACAACAAUCAUCCAUGAUGAUGAUACUCGACGAAACCAAAGAGAAACACAAGAAAAAUUCAUCAUCCAACAAGAAGCAACAACAACAACGAAAAUUCAAUAAUUAUUUACCACUUCAUGACAUGUGGAAAGAAUACAUGCUCAGCAUGCUCGGAACUUCCUCUCUCUUCAAUAAUGAAUUAUUAUUGAAAGCUGAUUAUCAUGGAUGCAUCUUCCGAGUGGUGAAGAGUCGUUGUGGCUCGUACAUUGGAAAGGAAGGAAUGGUCAUCAAGGAAACUGAAAAUACUUUUCAAUUAUUGACUCGGGAUGACAAGUUCUUUAUCAUUCCAAAGAACGGGUCUGUAUUUCAAUUCAAUUUUGAGAAACAAGUGAGGCCACCGUCUGGUGUUCGAGGGAAAGAAUCUACAGCACCUCCAGAAACUAAGAAUUAUCAAAUUGAGAUUAUUGGAACUCAAUUUUGUUUUAGAAGUUAUGAUCGUGCUUCGAAAAAGUUUAAGAGAAGAGAUGUCAUUGAUUUGUAA
This is a messenger RNA of Naegleria fowleri, 1854 nucleotides long. RefSeq lists its product as uncharacterized. Gene Ontology annotation, molecular function: ribonuclease P RNA binding. The transcript has a single exon. Gene Ontology annotation, cellular component: ribonuclease P complex; ribonuclease MRP complex. Bases 1 to 1854 code for a protein of 617 amino acids. Gene Ontology annotation, biological process: rRNA processing; tRNA 5'-leader removal. The record is from RefSeq and is a predicted model, not a curated record. NCBI's taxonomy places the organism in Eukaryota, Heterolobosea, Eutetramitea, Acrasida, Naegleriidae.